Messenger RNA from Aspergillus ibericus CBS 121593, 3470 nucleotides. RefSeq names its product phosphatidylethanolamine N-methyltransferase. The transcript has 4 exons. Lineage: Eukaryota; Fungi; Ascomycota; Eurotiomycetes; Eurotiales; Aspergillaceae. Gene Ontology annotation, molecular function: phosphatidylethanolamine N-methyltransferase activity. Gene Ontology annotation, biological process: phosphatidylcholine biosynthetic process. Bases 251 to 3166 code for a protein of 971 amino acids. The record is from RefSeq and is a predicted model, not a curated record.
CCGCCUCGGCCGGGACCAUUAGUUAUUCACCUUGACAAACGACCUAUCACCCCGGUGGUUGUGUGUUGUUCAACAAUCUCGCGUGAAUCCCCCAAUGCGGCUUGGUGACUCAGAUCGAAGGAGCACGGACCAAUCAUAGUUACCUGGCCCUUUAAAUACAGCCCACGCCCUGCGUCUCUGUCACAUGCUUCUGCCUCUGCUGUGCGCUUUUGUCACUCUUCUCGCUUGACCCUCUCACUCAGUAGCCAUUAUGGAUCGGGGCCUCUCAACAGGCACUCACCUCGAGGAUGACGGGCUUCGCGAGAGGAUUCAGUCCUCUCAGUCCCAGUCAUCCCUCGGCACCGGGGCACUCACUGCUGCUGGUGAGGUCGAAGCCAAGGACAGUGCGAACAAAGACAAGAAGACCUUUGGCCGGACCCCUGACGGUACAGUGUUCACGGUGCCUCAAACCCACGACAUGGUCUCUCAACUCCUGUCGCCUUCGGAACCUAAGAAUUUAUCCGAUGUUAUAGUUCUGGCAAUACUGGGAGCCCACAUCCUUUUGCUGUGGUGGCUCCCGGUUGGUGCUAAAAUCCCAGUGUUUGCAGCCAUCUACCUCUUCUGGCGUGCAGCUUACAAUGCUGGAAUAGGAUGGCUUCUUCAUAACCAAUCUCACCACAAGACUCUGGUUCGCUGGGCGGAAAAAACAAAGAUCUUCGUGAAUCCGUCUACUAACGAGAACCCGCACCCUCACUUGUAUAAACUACUCAAGCGGGAACUGGAGACUAAAAUUCCUACUGACUAUUCGUUUGAAGAAGCUCCGCUGGAGUACAACACCUGGCUGGUCUUUAGGCGUCUGGUGGAUCUGAUCCUGAUGUGCGACUUCACAUCAUAUUGUCUCUUUGCGAUAGCAUGUAGCCACCAUCCCAUGGGUGAGAGCAUGCUGAUGACGAUAUUGCGUUGGUCAGCUGGCAUUGUGCUGGUGCUAUUCAACCUUUGGGUCAAACUAGACGCACACCGUGUGGUCAAAGACUAUGCUUGGUACUGGGGAGACUUUUUCUACCUCAUCGACCAAGAGUUGACGUUCGAUGGCGUCUUCGAAAUGGCCCCCCACCCCAUGUACUCGGUCGGGUACGCCGGUUAUUACGGUAUCUCUUUGAUGGCAGCCAGUUACAAGGUGCUAUUCAUCUCCAUAAUCGCCCAUGCAGCUCAAUUCGCCUUUCUGGUGCUUGUCGAAAACCCGCAUAUCGACAAGACGUACAAUCCUCCUCCACCGCGGAAGCGUAUGACGGAACAAGACUCUGUAUCUGCAUCAUCUCCGGCCACCGAGCCUUCCGUUGCUUCGGCAUCGGUCGAUGAUCAACUGCCCCAAGCGACAAUGUACCCAAGCAACCCGCCUCCCUCGGUCCACGACUUGCUGGGAUUCAACAACUUGGAUUUGUAUCGGACAACAGAUACCUCCUCGAUGUUGGUCCAGUUCCUCGUAUUCGCACUUACUGUGCUGACACCCUCGACGCCACGAUACCAGCUCCUGUUUGUGGUCAAUGCUGCAGUCUGGAGACUUUGGUUCUCGAUCGGUAUCGGGUAUCUCCUGAACGAUCAAUCCAACUGUAAAGCGUGGACCCGGCAUUUUCUUAAGUAUGGCGAGACUCCGAGCGAGGCAUGGAAACAGUGGAAAGGCACCUAUCAUCUAAGCAUGAUUAUGUGCUAUGCUAGUUUCAUCGCUGCCGUGUGGAAAAUGUACACGUUCCCCGCUGACUGGGGCUACGGUCUGGUCUUGCUCCGCCAUGUCCUGGGUGCCGGGCUCAUUAGCCUGCAGAUCUGGACCUCUGCCAGCAUCUAUGAGUCGCUCGGGGAGUUCGGCUGGUUCUAUGGUGACUUUUUCUUCGACGGAGCCCAUAAGUUAACGUACAACGGGAUUUAUCGCUUCUUGAACAACCCUGAACGUGUGCUGGGAUUGGCCGGCGUCUGGGGCGCGGUCUUGAUCACUAGUAGUGGAGCUAUCACGUUUCUGGCCCUUCUGAGCCACAUCCUUAGCCUGGCUUUCAUCCAAUUCGUCGAGCGUCCUCACAUGCAGAAGCUCUAUGGCCGGAGCCUGCGACAGGAUGCGGGGCUGGUCAAGAGCCUGAAGCGAACCCUACCUCCUACUCUCCGACAGCUCCAUGGAAGCGUCGACAAGAUCUUCGAUGAUUCUUUUGAGUUCAUCGAGGAUCUUAUCGAUACCGCACGCCCACGACUGGCUUCUGGCGUCACUACCUUUGUCAAAGAUACAACUGCACUAUUCCAGAAGUACCCCGCUCGUGUAACCAUCUCCCGAAUUGACGAGGACCUUGCUGGAUUUGAUUCACGGGACUAUAGCUUGGAAGUUGAGGGCACUGAUUCAUCCUCCUCUCUCGAUGAGUGCAGCAAGAGCAACGGUAGAGAAGGUGCCAAUGCCCGCGUGCCUCUUGACAGACGCGGAGACUUGAAAAACCUGGUCUUCGAGUACGGCUCGCCGAUCAAGGUCAAAUGGACAGCCCCUCUUAAUCACUGCAAGAAGGACUGGAUCGGCCUGUACCGCGUUACUGAUAAUACGUCUCGGGAGGUCUCGCGGGUCUCUUCUCAAGCCAGAUGGGUCGCAGUGAACGAGGGUGUUUAUGACAACUUGACCUGCGAGAAGGGCAUCGUGACCAGUGAUAUCGUGGCCAAAACUGAGGAGAAUCGCGAUGUUGCUACCGGCGAAGUCAUCUUCGCUGGGGAUAAGCUCUUCUGGACUCAGGGCGUCUUUGAAUUCCGCUACCACCAUAACGGCAAGCACAAUGUGAUGGCAAUUUCGAGGCCUUUUGAAAUUCGCAUCAGCCGAUUCGACGAAGAACCUUUCGAAGACAACCAGAUGUCUGUCGAAAAGAGCCUGCUCACGGUUGUCCGCAACUGCUUUGACCGCGACCCCGAAAUUGCCCCCGAAACAGCCGAAGAGCAAUUUGGAAGCCUGGUAGAAAGAGACGGUAAAUUCGCCAAAAGAGUUGUCUUCGCCGUGCAUCAGAUGUUCGGUAUUGAAUUCGCUCCCGAAGUUGUCCGAGCCGAUGGUACCGUUCGCAACCUGGCUUGGAGGAUUUGCAAUGCGAAGAGGGUUCUCGCUCCGUACAGCAUGACCAGAGAUGGUGCUACAACUCCCACUGAAAGACAUGAGGAGAAGGUAGAGGCGUAAUGGUAUCUAUUAACGCUGGAAUGAUGGAUGAUAAUUGCAGUCUUUCAUGCUUACUUACAUUUAUUCGCGGCUCGACUCCUAAUAGCAGAGGAUGCGUCCCGGGAGUGAUGGACUUGUGCUGUCGCAGCUGCAUGGUGAUUCGAAAAAGUGAAAAUAAAAAAGGGUUGAGAGAUGAGCAUGAUCUUCAAGUGUACAUAGCCUUUACAGUACAUAUGCCUUUCCUUGGGUUCUACAGGGGUUAGGGAUGGGUUACAGAUGGAUUACGACACACGAAGAUCAAUAUUAAAUGGAAAUAAUGUUAUUG